CCAGACAUUCCUUGAAUUCUCCCCCAGCCCCAAGCGCGCUAUAAACACUGACAAGAAAAAGUUUUUAUUUCCUGGUUCAACUUUUUACCCCCCCUGGAAUAUAAACUGAAGAAUGGGAAUAAAUACGAAUAAAUAACAAAGCGAGGCCGCGCACGCCGGGAUGCGCCUGGCAGCAGCCUGCCCGGCUUUUGUCUCCGCACCUUGAAGCCAGCCCAGGCGUCCUCCUCCGUUUCUUCCCUCUCCUGGUCCCUUUUGCUUUUCCUUUAAAAAAAGACACCCUCUCCAGCCCCCUCGCCGGUGACCUUGGCUGCCUAGGAUGCUCUGAUUCCGUGUCUCCCUCCAACUUGCCCCCGCGCUGCCUUGCCCAUGGCCGCAUCCGAGGAAGGCAGCAGCUGCCUUGUGUCGCGGGGCCGCUCGCAGAGUGACCCCAGCUUCCUCAGCGACUCUUCAGCCACCUCCACGGACGCCGCCGGGGAGAACCCAGAUGAGAUGGACCAAACUCCCCCAGCACGUUCCGAGCCUCUGGUCUCAGGGAUUCGAACUCCCCCUGUGCGGAGGAACAGCAAGCUGGCUACCCUGGGCAGGAUCUUCAAACCAUGGAAAUGGAGGAAAAAGAAAAAUGAGAAGCUGAAGCAGACCACAUCAGCCCUGGAGAAGAAGAUGGCUGGCAGGCAAGGCCGGGAGGAGCUCAUCAAGCAGGGGCUGCUAGAGAUGAUGGAACAAGAUGCUGAAAGAAAAGCAUGCAGUCCCGAUGAAGGCCCCCAGCCUGCGCAGAGCGAGCCGGCCACCGCUGAGCAGGAGACACUGACCUCGGACGAUGUCCAGCCUGGAAGUCCCUUGGCCAGUGGGACAGAUCAGGCCACCGGGGAUGAACUUCUGUCCUCCGAUGCCCAUCUGGAUGACACAGCCAAGAUGCCUUCUGCAUCCAGUGCAGAAGAAGCAGAUGAUGGCAGCACCCUGCCCACCGCUGAUGAGCUCUCUCAAGCCUUAGCUGGGUCUGACUCGCCGGACAGUCCUCCCAGACCCCUGGAGAGAUCUGCAAGCCAGCUUCCCAGCCCCCCACUGCUGCCCACCCCGCCACCCAAGGCCAGCUGUAAAGCCACAAAAACUGUCACAGGUCAAGCUGCACUCUUCCAAGGCGCCAGCAUGAAGGGCAAUGAGCCGGCUCUCCGAGGACAGCUUGCCACCCCCACCGGGUCCCCUCAUCUCACCACUGUGCACCGGCCACUGCCCCCCAGCCGCGUGAUUGAGGAGCUUCAUAGGGCACUGGCCACUAAGCAUCGCCAGGACAGUUUUCAAGGACGGGAAUGUAGAGGGUCUCCAAAGAAGUGGAUGGACAUGCGUCUGUCCAGGACAUCCAGCAUGGAGCGAGGCAAGGAGAGGGAGGAGAUGUGGAGCUUUGACGGGGCCUCAGAGAACAAGCGGAGUGCCAGCAAGGACUCAGAGGAGAACAAGGAGAAUCUGAUGCUGAGCUCCGAGCUCAAGGACGACCUGCUUCUGUAUCAGGAUGAGGAGGCCCUCAACGACUCCAUCAUCUCCGGGACAUUGCCAAGGAAAUGCAAGAAGGAGCUGCUGGCAGUGAAGCUGAGGAACCGGCCGAGCAAGCAGGAGUUAGAGGACCGGAACAUCUUCCCCAGGAGGACUGAUGAGGAGAGGCAGGAGAUCCGGCAGCAGAUAGAAAUGAAGCUCUCCAAAAGGCUGAGCCAGAGACCAGCCGUGGAGGAGCUAGAGAGAAGAAAUAUCCUGAAACAAAGGAAUGAUCAGACAGAACAGGAAGAAAGGAGAGAAAUCAAGCAAAGACUAACAAGAAAGCUUAAUCAGAGACCCACUGUAGAUGAAUUGAGAGACAGAAAAAUUCUGAUCCGUUUCAGUGACUAUGUGGAAGUAGCAAGAGCACAGGACUAUGACAGGAGGGCAGACAAACCCUGGACAAGACUGUCAGCAGCAGAUAAGGCAGCAAUUCGUAAAGAAUUAAAUGAGUAUAAAAGUAAUGAAAUGGAGGUACAUGCAUCCAGCAAGCACUUGACAAGAUUCCACAGGCCAUAGAGAUUUUCUUCUGAGAAGAAUUUGUGUUUAAUUUUUGAUACCAACACUGAACAUUCAUCAGGGAACUUUCCUCAAGACUAACUGCUGUGUUUGUGAGAAGAGCAGAAUCGCACAGAGGCACAAUCCUGACUGCUCACCUACAAGAGGAGCAACCCAGAGGACACACUCCCUUCUUUGGUGUCUGAGGAGUGUGAACUGUUGGGGUCACUUAAGGCCCAGAGUAACUCUCCCAGAA
Molecule: messenger RNA, 2281 nt
Organism: Phodopus roborovskii (desert hamster)
Lineage: Eukaryota; Metazoa; Chordata; Mammalia; Rodentia; Cricetidae
Gene: Phactr3
Product: phosphatase and actin regulator 3
Exons: 13
Coding region: 367-2046 (559 amino acids)
Biological process (GO): actin cytoskeleton organization
Molecular function (GO): actin binding
Source: RefSeq, a predicted model, not a curated record